AAAAAAAAAGCUGAAAUGGCUUCUGGUGCAAUCCAACAACGAUUACCUCCAGGCUUAAACUUUUCAGAAGCAUUCUGGGAUGACCAUAAUAAAGGCAUUGAUGUCAUUUUAAAUCGACUAAGAAAGUCAAAAGACACAUGUGAAGAGAUCAAAAAGUUAUAUGAACUUCGAGCUAAUAUUGAACAAGAAUAUGGUGAAAAACUUUUAAAGUUAGCAAUAAGUAUUAAUAAGAUUGGAAUAUUUGAGGAAAAUAGCUUUGCAGACACUUUAUCACGUAUUCCUGCAACUCUUGAAAUUACUGCUCGGGCUCAUAUUGAUUUAGCUCAACAAUUAAAAGAUCAUUUAGAAGCACCGCUGGACGGGUUUUUAAGAGAUCAAAGAGAUAUGCGUAAAAUGCAUCAGCAACAGAUAGAGAAUUCUAGGCAGCUUUGGAGCUUACACGAAACUGAUGUUGUACGGACAAAGGAGUAUUAUUCAACCGAAUGUACAAAGCUUAAAACGAUGGAAAAAUAUCUUUAUGAUUUAAAAAAUAAUGAUGACUUUUUAACAGAAAAAGCUACCCAAAUCGAAAAGGAAAUUGAAGAACAAAGGAGAUUAGUCAUGGUUGCUGAGCAAGUAUAUAGGCGAUCCGUAGAUAAUUUUAAUACAGUAAAUAAGGAAUGGGUAAAUAAUUGGUCAUCAAGUGUAGAUAUAUUUCAAGAAAUGGAAAUAAAAAGAAUGACUUAUUUAAGGAGCACACUUUGGUCUUAUGCUAAUAUAAUGACAAGCACAUUCAGUACUGAUGAGGAGUGUUGUGAUCGUAUUCGUUCAGCUUUAGAACUCAUCGAUGUACAGAAGGAUAUUACAGCAUUUGUACAGCGUUAUGGAACAGGAAAUAGAGUACCAGGCCCCUUGGCAUAUGAAACUUUUUAUCAUUUUCCUUCAAUAAAUCCUACGAACUCUCAUACCUCAUCAUUGUCAAAUAAUGAGAAUAAUAAUUUAGAUCAGUCUCUGUCUUCAUCCAUUUCUCGAGCAAUUAGGGAAAAUAAUGGAAAUAAAAAUUCACCCUCUCAACAAUCAUUCGCUACUACAAUUAUAACGAAUCCUGAUGAAGAGUUGAAAUCAGUUGAGCAACAGCUUCAACAGUUAGAAGUCCAAAAUGUAACGGCACCAAAGGCUGAAAAUAAGGUAGCUCAAUCUUCUGAUGAAAAAAGUGAACUAGCUCUUAAUAAUCGACCACAAAUGAUACCUACUGCAACAUAUACGACAGAUCAAAGUAAUGGCCCUGUUAGUACAGCUAUUAAAGAGGUCGAACAAAUUCUAAAUCAAGAGAGUUCUAAUAAUCAAGAAGUCAUGACACCUCCAGCUUCAUCAGGAGAAGAUAAAAUAAUAGCUAGUAAUCAUCCCUCUUUAAUAAAAAACAAUUCUACCGCCAGCACUACCAAAAAGAAUUCUUCAGAAAAAUCUCAUUCUGCACCAGAUGAUUUCUCGGAUAGAAGCCAUAACGCAUCAAGUAUGAAUAAGGAACAAAAAUCAAGUCAACUUGAUUUGGCUAAAGAAGAAAAAGACAAUUCUAUAGUUCAACUUGCACCCCUUCUAACAACUGAGACACACAACAUAUCUUCACUUGAUUCGAUUAAUAAUAAUAGUGAUUUUAUCGUUAAUCCUGAAUUAGAAAAUAAUAAAUAUAAGCCAAUGCCGAAUCCUAGCUACAAUACAUCCUCUGUUACUUCCAAAGAAAAAACUGGAUUGCGUAGUACCCUUCCAGAGACAGCACUUAACAAUCAACAAAGGCCUACUGUCAAUGUUCGUACGUCAUCAUUAAUCAUGUCUGAAAAUUCAUCUGUACAACAAACGACGACUUCUCCCUCUUUGAUAAACAGCUAUGAUAUGGACAUUAAAGACGAAGAAAAUGAGGAGGAUAAGAAAAUAAAUGAAUAUCAAAACAGGUUACCACGACCACCACCCAAGGAUGAAAAAUGGGUUAUUUCAUCUAUUCGUCGACCUCAACAAUUACCCGUGCGUACAUUAAAUGCAACCAUGUUUGACGGAACAGCAGUCUCUACCAGAAUCAAUAUGAAAGAAGCUGCAAUAACGGUUCAUAACAACCAACAAUCUGAACAGACUGAUGAUGUAGCACCAGCGAUAAUAGACAGUGUAACUAACUCUGGGAAAAACAAUGUGCCACAGAAACACAUACCAAAAGUACAUAAACCUGCUGUUCCCCUUAAAAUCGAAAUCCCUAAUUCCAUCAAACCUCCCUCUGCAGAUCAAAAAGUAGAAGAGAAUAAACAAUCACCACAACAGCUAAAUAUGGAUGAUAAACAAAAUACUAUGCGAGGAUAUAUCAGCAAUCAAAAUGGAUUACUAGAAGAUGGAGGUAUACGUCCAGCACCUUGGCAAGAUGAACACUAUCAGGAAGGUGCUAUGAAUAAUUAUAAUAGAGGAAUAAUAUCUGGCAAUAAUAUGGUAACAGAACCUUACUCUUUUAGUGGGCAUCAAAAACAUUUACCACCUAAUAUGAUUCAUCCUCAUGGUGGUGCUAAAGCUUCAGAGCAACAAGAAACUCUUCAAUCGCAUGAUGAAGAAAGUGAUACCAAAAAACGGUUUGGUAAAAACAAACACAAUCUAGAACCAUCUGGAAAAUCGAAAGAAAGUAAAACCGGAAGAUUUUCAUUAGGAUUUUUUGCUAAUAAAAAAGAAAAAAAGAAGGAGAAAGAAGCUGCUGCACAGCAAGAACGUCCCUUGAGUCAACAUAUAAUGCAUCAACAACCUUCAACAGAACUUUCACAAUCUGAUCUAAAAAAUUAUUACGUGAAUAACCCCACUGCAAUGCACACACGGCAAACAGUGGCUACAACAUCACAAAAUUAUAUGCCAGAUCACAAUCAGUUUGUUGGAUAUGCAAAAGCUCAAUGGCCGUUUGAGGCAACUAUUGAAGGAGAAAUGUCCUUUUUUGCUGAUGAAGUCCUUGGUAUUAUUCGUAAACAAAUGGAUGGAUGGUGGGAAGCUGAACGUUUAGGUCCCGUUAAUGCUGGUCAGAGGGGCUUGAUUCCUGGUAAUUAUAUGCUUGAUAAUCAGCCACGACCCUAACUGCCUUUUUAUACAAUUUCAUUCCCAUAUACUUUUUACUUUUUUUAACCAUUAUUGUAAAAACUAUUACGCAUGCUUAAUAAAACUAUAAUGUAAUAACUUUUUAAAAAUAAGGGCUUCUUAUUUAUACAUUUGAAAAAAUAAA
Molecule: messenger RNA, 3217 nt
Organism: Cokeromyces recurvatus
Lineage: Eukaryota; Fungi; Mucoromycota; Mucoromycetes; Mucorales; Mucoraceae
Exons: 11
Coding region: 16-3072 (1018 amino acids)
Biological process (GO): cytoskeleton organization
Cellular component (GO): cytoplasm; cell division site; plasma membrane
Molecular function (GO): protein binding
Source: RefSeq, a predicted model, not a curated record